ACUGAGAGGGAUGUAAAUCACAGAACACAAACUGCAGAACAGAACUCUACAAUAAAGAACAGAACUCUACAAUACUUUAAUAAGCCCCUAAAGGAAAGACAGCGAGCGGCAUGUCUCAAACGAAGGGUUGCAGUUCUAUGCGGCAGGUUUCUAAAUUCAUCAUCAUCACGUUCUUCAUGUUGUUGCUUCCCCGCUCUACCGACACAAGAUUUCAGAUGUCCACUCAAGAGCAAAAUGUGAUGACUUCUCUAAACAGAGAUGUUCUUCUGCCGUGCAUCUUCCGGACACAAGGGGACUUGGUGGACAUUAAAUUCAUAAUUGUAACUUGGACACAUAAUAACAAGGAAAUAGCGAGAUACAAAGCUGGAGAUGUUCUGAACACAAGCAAGGCUCUUCUAUUUGAAAGACAGCUGCAGAAAGGAAACGCUUCCCUUCUUCUGAAGAAUUUUCAAGUUGGAGAUAAAGGAGAAUACUUUUGUCAUGUUGUUGAUGCCCCAGACGAAGGCCAGAUCAGAGUUAGACUUGAAGAGUUGCCGAAGGUGACAAUCACUCCGGACACUUUGGUGAGAGACAAAGAUCAGAUAAUUUCCUGCAUAAUAGACGGACAUUUCCCAGAGGAAAUCAGCAUUACUUGGAAGAAGAACGGGGUGCCUCUGAGAAAAACUGCAGUGAAAGACGACGGUACAUUCAUAACAAUAGAAUCCCUCAUUUUGAACCCUGUAGACGAGAAUGAUGAGUUCACAUGUGAAGUGAAAGUGAUGAAUGAAACAAUCAGCACGACCAAGAAAUUCAAACUUACAGGUAACUCCCUCAGCUUGGCUGGAAUUGGAAACAUAGUUUUAUCAAUUAUACUGAUACUGAUACUGAUACUGAUAGCUUUGUACAUAUUGUAUCACAGAGAAAAGCUUUGUAUGAAAGGUAUGUGUUUAUGUCCUGAUUUAUAG
Messenger RNA from Polypterus senegalus (gray bichir), 944 nucleotides. Its product is annotated as tapasin-related protein-like. Bases 111 to 944 code for a protein of 277 amino acids. The transcript is spliced from 4 exons. Gene Ontology annotation, cellular component: external side of plasma membrane. NCBI's taxonomy places the organism in Eukaryota, Metazoa, Chordata, Cladistia, Polypteriformes, Polypteridae. The record is from RefSeq and is a predicted model, not a curated record. Gene Ontology annotation, biological process: immune response; positive regulation of T cell proliferation; cell surface receptor signaling pathway.